CGGGCCACCCACGUGCUGCUCGCGAGGAACCCGGUUUCCUGUGUUGCUGCGGGUAGCGUCUCCGGCGGAGGAUGUCGUCGCGGCGGAAAAGCCGAGGGAAGAGCGAGCGCUCGGGCGGGAGCGAGAGCCCCGCCGCGGGCGACUGCGGGCCCCGAAACCCCUUUUCCUUCGCCGUCAUCGACUUUAUCGACAAAGCCGACGAGAAGGUCCCUAAGUGCUGCAGGAGCUUCCUGGUCCAGCUGAGUGUGGGCAGCAUGAAGUGUGCGGACAUCAGCAUCGGGUCGCCCGUCCUGGUGACCGGCGGGAGCAGCGGCCGGCAGGAGGUGUGCACGGCCUGGCCCACCGCCGCGUUCCCGGGGGGCAAGGUGGGCCUGCGGGGCGGUACGCGGCGCAACCUGGGCGCGAAGGCCGGGGACGAGGUUUCCGUCGUGCCGCUGACGGGACCCGUGGUCCAGGCCGAGGAGGUGCGCCUCACCCCCGGACACAAGAUUGACACUCUAAAUAUGGAAGAAUUUAGAGAUUUUGUUCUACGGUCUCUGGAUGGGAAGAUUAUACUUCCGGGAAACGUCCUGUCUCUCAUUUUUUUUGCGCGGCCCUGCAGCCUGAGGGUGGAUCGGCUGACCGGGGUGGAUGGGGUCACUCUGGAGAGAAGCGCCCUGGGUCAGGAGGAGAUGGAGUCGGUGCUGUCGGAGAGCCCGACUGUCAAUUCCAGCUCCCAGGACCUGUCGAUGCAGCUCGGCCGCUUGAACCUGGAGGAUGAGGAGACGGGCCCCACUGCCAGCACCCCCUGCAAGGCCCAGACCCCUUCCCCACCCUGCGAGGAUCCCCUGCCCUGCAGCGACCCGGCCUUGGAGCUGGCCCCACCCGCAGAACCAGCCCUGACUGACCAGCUUUCCAUGGCACCCCCAGGUGGGCGCUCAUCCAGUGACACGUUUUACUUCAUCUCGCUCCUUACCAAGAUCAGGUUCACUGAGAGAUGUGAGCAGGGAAGGACAGAGGUCGAAGAUGUUCCCAAAGUCACCUACAGCAUGAUCGGAGGCCUCAGCAGCCAGCUGGCCGCCAUCAGAGAGACCAUCGAGCUUCCUCUGAAACACCCGGAGCUGUUCAAGAGCUACGGUAUUCCGCCCCCUAGGGGGGUGCUGUUGUACGGCCCCCCGGGCACGGGGAAGACCAUGAUUGGGCGAGCAGUGGCCAGCGAGGUGGGAGCUCACAUGACUGUUAUCAACGGGCCUGAAAUCAUGAGCAAGUACUACGGAGAAUCGGAAGCACGGCUGAGACAGAUCUUCGCAGACGCCUCCCAAAGGCGGCCUGCAAUCAUUUUCAUCGACGAGCUGGACGCGCUGUGUCCGAAGCGGGAGGACGCUCAGAACGAGGUGGAAAAGAGAGUAGUGGCGUCGCUGCUCACCCUCAUGGACGGGAUCGGUGCGGAGGGCCACAGUGGACAGCUGCUGGUAUUGGGGGCCACUAACCGGCCCCACGCUCUGGACCCUGCCCUGCGGCGGCCCGGCCGCUUCGACAAGGAGCUGGAGGUGGGCGUGCCCAGCGCGGUGGACCGAGCCGACAUCCUGCGCAAGCAGCUGAGCUCCAUGCCCUGCCGCCUCUCCCCGGGGGAGCUCGCCGCGCUGGCCGAUAGCGCCCAUGGCUACGUGGGGGCGGACCUGGCCGCCGUCUGCAAGGAGGCAGGGAUACACGCGCUGCGGCGGGUGCUCAACAGAGACCCUCAUCUGGUGGAUGAGCAGGUGAUGGGCACCGUGACUGUCACCCUGGAGGACCUCCAGCUGGCCAUGUCCCAGGUGAAGCCCAGCGCCAUGAGAGAGGUGGCUGUUGAUGUUCCCAAGGUGCGGUGGUCUGAUGUGGGGGGUAUGGACGACGUUAAGCUGAAACUGAAACAGGCUGUGGAGUGGCCCCUGAAGCACCCCGAGGCUUUUUCCCGUAUGGGUAUCCAACCCCCGAAGGGCGUCCUGCUGUAUGGUCCCCCUGGCUGCUCGAAAACCAUGAUUGCGAAGGCCCUGGCAAAUGAAAGCGGACUGAACUUCCUGGCAAUCAAGGGCCCAGAGCUUCUCAGCAAGUAUGUGGGUGAGUCGGAGAGAGCUGUCAGAGAGGUUUUCAGGAAGGCCAGAGCAGUAGCUCCUUCCAUCGUGUUCUUCGAUGAAAUCGACGCCCUUGCCGUGGAGAGGGGAAGCUCCGCCGGCUCCAGUGGUGUGGCGGACCGAGUCCUGGCGCAGCUGCUGACAGAGAUGGAUGGCAUCGAACAGCUACAGAAUGUCAUGAUCCUGGCAGCCACUAACCGUCCGGACAUGAUAGAUAAGGCCCUGAUGCGCCCCGGCCGUCUCGACCGCAUCAUCUACGUCCCGCUGCCGGAUGCCGGCACGCGACGGGAGGUCUUCCGGCUCCAGUUCCGUGGCAUGCCCGUGGCCGAGGACGUGUCGCUCGACGACCUGGUGCUCCGGACAGACAAGUAUUCGGGGGCUGAGAUUGGUGUCCUGUCCAGCAUGUUCCUUGCCUUAUACUCUCUGCCUCCAGAAAAGGACCACUGUGGCCCUGCAGUGGACAAGCAGGGAUGGAUGGAUGGAUGGACCUUGUAGUGUAAGUAUGUUCUCGUAGUAGGAGAGCUGAAGUCCAGACUCCUAUAACUGCUUGUUUAAUGAUGGUUUCACACCUUUGACUGCGAACGCACAUCCUUUCCUUUGGGCAGUGAUAUAGCCUUUCCCAGAAACACUCGCACUUUUACCACUUCCCACCCUGCUGGGACCUCUGGCCUUUGAAGCCCUGAUGGCGAGCGGAGAUUGGGCGACCCGGUGACCCGCGGUUCCUUCCAGGGGGCGAUCGGACGAGAGGAAGUAGCCUUGUUGAUAACUGGCGAAGUGCAGGAGUAGCGGACUACUUAGAUCUGCUGUGUUGCAGCCAAAGGAGUUGGUUCCAAUCCCAGCUCCUACUGCAUCACCCUUGAUCAGUACCGUAAACUGAUACAGUAAUGAUUACCCAGCAGUAAAAAUGGGUAAAUCGCUGUAGGCAGAGUAACAUGAGCAAAGUGGACCGCAUUUUGCAGCUAAACGCGCAGCCCACAAACUGGAAUUUUCCAGAGGAAGGGGUGCGGAUCCAAAUUCCACCGUAGUGUGCCUGUGUCCCGGGGAGAAGGAAUGCCCCGCAGUCGCUGAAGAAGCUGUCGCAGCAGCGGGCAUCCCCCAGCGUGGCCAAAUACGCAUUUGGGGAGGGUACGACGGGGCGGGGGCCUUUUGUGCAUCUAAACUAGCUUAAGGUAACGCAACACCUCCACCUCUCCCGCCGGCGCAGCCCCCGCCCCACGGCCGGCAGUUAGCGCCUCGGCACAGGACUCUUUGUCUGGCGCUCCGCACGCAGGAAGCGCACGCUCUGAGCGACACCUUGGGGAACAGCUGCCUUGUAAUGAGCCUUUGUCCUGGCGUUACUUCCCCAGGUGUGUGUUUGCGCGAAGCGACUGCGCUUACACGCAUUUUUGCCUCUCAGCAGUGUGUGGUGGAUAUUACAGCAUGGUAAUAGUUACUGCGGUUGUUCCCAUUCUUUUUGUCCUGCAUUUACGGAGAGAGAGCAGCCAAUGCAUCCACUGUGGUUGAGCCACCAUGGGCAGGAAGAGGCCAUGUCAGUGUGCGCGCACACACACACACACACACACACA
Molecule: messenger RNA, 3655 nt
Organism: Scleropages formosus (Asian bonytongue)
Lineage: Eukaryota; Metazoa; Chordata; Actinopteri; Osteoglossiformes; Osteoglossidae
Gene: afg2a
Product: AFG2 AAA ATPase homolog A
Exons: 16
Coding region: 72-2585 (837 amino acids)
Cellular component (GO): cytoplasm
Molecular function (GO): ATP binding; ATP hydrolysis activity
Source: RefSeq, a predicted model, not a curated record